Molecule: messenger RNA, 5509 nt
Organism: Belonocnema kinseyi
Lineage: Eukaryota; Metazoa; Arthropoda; Insecta; Hymenoptera; Cynipidae
Product: centrosomal protein of 152 kDa-like
Exons: 11
Coding region: 281-4423 (1380 amino acids)
Biological process (GO): centriole replication
Cellular component (GO): centrosome
Source: RefSeq, a predicted model, not a curated record
ACGAUGGUGUUUGACUUUUCAAAGAUUGUUUACAAGCAGUUUGCAAAGCGAAUAGUUAGUUUGUGCUAGUCCCAGUGAUAUUGUUAAUCACGUGAAUUGUGCCAGAAUUAGUGAAAAUGUCAAUACUCUCUUUCCCCGAUGUGCUUCGAGACGAAAAGCGACGAAAUUAGACGAUCCAAUGACCCACUUGUUGCGUUUAGGUUAUGGCGUUAUAAACAAAGCUACGAUGCUUCCAAACGUACGCUUCGUCUCAUAAAAUCGUUUUUCUAAUCAAAAAGGAAUGGAGGCUCCUGGUUUAAGCCUUUUUCAAGGUUCAGAAAGCAUACAAAUAGGUACAAAUAGUAACCAGAUUCAGGAAGAAGACGAGGAGCAGGAAGAGCUCAAACGACGUAACGAAGAGAUAAAAGAUCUGUUGACGGGAGCAUUUGAUGACUUGGAAGAAGACGACGAUGCCAGUUCUAUUAACAGUAGUCACUACCACGAUACUCACUACAGUGAUAACACGAAUUCAAUAGUAAAUUCGUCAUACCAACCGAAUUCAAUUGACAAAGGGAAAACCGUUUCUCAAUUGCAAAAAGAUUUCGGUGUUUAUGCACGCACCGACGACUUAAACAGUUACAACAAUGAAGCUUCCUUUCACGAAACACCGGAUGACAUCCGGAAAAACGUGCAGGACAUUCAAAAUGAUUUUAGCUUGCGAGAUCUGACUACAACACCAUUUGGUAAAAGUAACCGGAUAAACAACACCGAUAAAAAUACAACGGACUCUCCUUACGAUUUGCCACGUCCCGUAAAUGUUGGAUUCAACCAUGAGCGAAGACUUCAGGCCAAUGACGAUUAUACCUUUCAUAAUAGUUACCCUUACAACUAUGAGACUCCCUCGAAUCACUAUGACGAGGACAACAAUUUUCCCAAUAAUGGUUACAUCGAUGGAUAUGAAAAUAUCCUCCAGUCGAAUCAGAUGCGGGAAUUUGGCGGCGGUGAUAAUGAAGUUACAUCGGAUCAUUUUAAUCAUUGCUACGAAACAAGUCCGAAUGGAAGACCCGCGGAUGAUCGCGAUGCUUACAAGACUGCCGAAUACAAUAGUAAAGAACAGCUGGAGGUUUUGUAUUCCGUCAGAAUGCGGGAAAUCCAAAAGUUGACGGAGGAAUUGCAGCAGUUGCAAUUGGAGAAGGAGGAAGAGAAAAGCCAGCUGGGUAGGCGAUUAGCUCUCGCACAAGCUGAAACCGAGAGGUCAAAUUUAUCCAGGAAUCAGGCUCAAAAUGCUCUUGUGGAUGCAAAAGCUGAAAUUGCUAGCCUCCAAGGCCAAGUUACCUCGUUGAAGGAAAGUACUGCCAUCCUAGAGAAAACGAACCAGAAACUGACGGAAGAAUUGUCAGAGGCGAGAAGUUCGCUUUUCGAAAUCCAGCAAAAGAUCUCCGUUCUUGAGAGAAUGCAGACGUUUCAAGCCAAUGAUAAGACGGAGGCCAAAUUCCUCGAGCAGGCACAAGAAAAGCAUGCGAUCGAGGUGAAAAAUAUGCAGAGUCAAAUUGAAACGCUUACGGAGAAAUUGCACUCAAAGGAAGAUGCGUAUACGUCUUUAGAAUAUAAAUUGGACGAUAUGAGAAGAGCUCACGAAGCUCUUAUGGUGGAGAAAGCAGACACAAUGAAUCGCUUAACGCAAGCAUUAGAAGAAAGUCAAGCACAGUGUCAUAAUCUUAUGUCCAAUAAUAACGGGCAGGAGUCUUUAAAGUUGCAAGCUGAACUGAAUUUAGCGAAUCGGAAAAAGGAUGAGCUGAAAAAGAUUGUUGAGGAAUUAAAGCACAAAUUGGAAGUGGCUAAAAGCGAUGCUGUGCAAUACGAUUCGUUGCUUGGUCUUACAAUGGAAGAAGAAACUGAUUCGAUCAGGCAAAUGAAACUGGGAGAGCUUCACAAUAAAUCGAAAAGUAAACCUUGCGAUGAUGUCACAAACAAAUUGAGAUGUGAAUUACAAAGGUGUAUAGCUGGUCAGGCCAUUAAAAGAAAGGAGAUAAUUCGUCUGGAAAAUAAUCUCUCGCAAAGGGAAAAGGAACUAGACAAAGCUUCGACAGUGGCCGAAACUUGUCGUCAAGAAGCUGCACGUUAUGCGAAACGAGUGAAUGAACUUGAGCUGGAACUCAAGUCUUUGCUCACAGAUCAGGCGAUGAAGGCGAACGCCGAGAUCAAACGAUUGUCGAAUCAUCUGCAGGAGUUUAGGAAACAGUACGAGUCGCUGAAAGAGGAGAAGCUUUCAGUGGACAAGAAAUUGGAAGAAGCGCUGCGAGACAAUGAAGAGAUUAUUUCGAAAAUUCGGCAAGACACUCUGGCGGAACGCGAGAAGGAAGUUGUAGACGAAUUUAACAAAGAGUACCUUGAGAUUCACGACAAAGCUGUUGAGAGAGUCAGGCAGGAGGCACAAGUCGAAAUAGUGCAAUUAUCAGUGCAAUUGGACCAAACACAAAAGGAGUUAGAUCGUGUAAAAGAAUUGUAUAUAGACGUUUGCGGUACAAAAGAACAACUCAUGGCGGAACAUAGAGAAGAAAUAGAAGCUCUUAAAGAUAAAUAUCAUAGUAUAGAGGCGCAAAAACAAGAAUUCGAAAAGACAGUGAAGGAUUUGGAAACACAAACGAAAGUUACCGAGAGAUUGACGAAGGAGUGCGAAAGCUUUAGAAACAGAGUUACCGAACUUGAAAAAGAACUGACUUGUGAAAGAAAGAAAAGGGACGAGCAUAUGAAGAAGAUACAUGUUGAGAUUGAGCGUGCGAAAGAAGAUGCUUUGAAAGAAUUAAGAAAUGCGCACCCCGAUCAUCAAAUAAGUCUUCUUAUGCCAGACUGUUCCGAGCAUUUGGAUAAAAUUAAUCAGCUCGAGGACGACUGCAAGCGUCUGGAGGAAAAAUUAUCAGCCGCAAUGGUAGAACAGAAAAGAAUGACUGACUUGCAAACGGAAUUGGACAGUUUGAGACUAAAGCUCGCUCAGUUGGAAAUUUCGCAGGAAUCCUGGAGGCAGAAGUACGAGAAAGCCGCAGCAGAUAAAAGCCACUGUCGUUCCAAAAUAUCAACGCUCGAAACCAUGUUGUCGAAUUCGAAAAAGAAUUCAACACUCGAGGACUCGAACGACAAGUCUCUAUCGAAUCAGCUACAGGCAGAGAACGAGACUUUAAAGAAAAAAUGCGAGAGUCUUGCGAGUGAAAAGAACGCCUGCCGGGAGAAGAUUUUGAAGCUAGAGGUUGAUCUUUCAGAGGCAAAGAAAGCCAUUUCGAAUCUAGAAAGCAAACUGAGAAGAAGUAGCGAUGUCUCAAGGUAUGAACUGAAGAAAGAGUUGGCUCGCUACAAGGAAAUGGUCACGCAACUGACCAGUAAAUCGAACACCUCAAAAGAAGAUAAAAGCAAUGAUUCUCUGCUGGAUCAACGUGUGAAGCAACUGGAGAGGGAUUUGGAGGCGAAGGAGCAAAAGCUGCAGAGAUUAAAAGACUUCGAGAAGGUGAAAGAAGACAGAGACCGACUUGUGUCGAAGUUGAAAAAUCAGGCCCAUCAAUUCGAGCAGUUUAUCAAGAGCCAGAGACAGGUUUCUGCAGAAUUGAAUCUCUCGCCGCGCAGUCUGAAUGACUACACUGAUCUGCAAAGAAUGAAGGAAAUUACGGCGAAGGAAGUUCGCGAGGAUAUGGAGCAGCGAGUCGCAGAAGAGCUGAGAACGAUUGAAGAGAAGCAUCGUCAGAGGCAGAGGCAGAUUGAGGAGAAGUAUAAAGGCACACUCUUGGAUCUUCAGAUGAAGUGUCGAGAGAAGGCGAAGGAGGCGGAGGCCAUGCGGGAAGUUAUGCUUACCGAGAAAGUGAAACUUCACACCUCCUUUAAAGCCCAGGAGCAAAUAGUUAUGCAGAUGAUCGAGGCGAAGUUGGAGAGGUUUCAUCAGGAACUUUUGGCGAGGAAACUGAAAAUUGAGGAGCUGCAGGAAAAGCUGAGAUGGAAAGAGAAAGAUGCGGACGAGGAGCGAAAUGUUAUGGCGCAAGUGAUGUCGGAAUGGGCGACGGAAAUUCGAGAAAUUAAAACCAAGGAGGUGGAGCUGAACGAGGAAAUGUGCAAAUCGCGGGAAACCGAGGAGAGAUUGAAUACGGAGAUUAAAGAGCUGAGGGCGAAGGAGAAAGAGAUGCAAAUCAGUUUCGAUAAUCUGAAAACCAAGUAUCACUCGGCCAAAAAAAGUGCGAGUAAUUAUAAGGAAUAUGCAGGGAAGAAAGAAAAGUACUUUCAGAGCGAGUGUAAGAGAAUGGAAGAGGGUUAUCAGAGGGCCUUGAAGGAGGUGGAGCGAAAAGUGGAGGCGGAAGUAACUCUGCGAAAGGAGCAGGUAGCGUUAAAAGUGAAACAAAUUGAGAGUCAAUAUGAAGAACAAUUAGAAAGAUUAAAACUUAAAACGAAGUACAAAUAUAAAUAAAUGUUGAAGAGUGUAUGAGUACCAAUAGCAUGCAAUAUAGCUUUCGUAGCCUAGGAUAAAUUGUAGUUAGAAGAGGCUAGUUAUGUUUUUAAUUUAAAGCACUUCAUUGUACAACACUUGAAAUAGGCGGUUCAUUUCUCAAGGGACCAGUGAGUCGAAAUCUAGAAUCUAGAGAAUCUUUCGAUUCCAUUCCAACGAGCUCUCUAAUAUAUAGAUAAUAACGAGCAAGUAUUCGAGGUAUUAUCGAAAGCGAGAUUUUAAAGUACAAGUUUCUUAAUAAUACCCAGUAGAAGUGAAGCUCGGUGUUAUUGUAUACUUAGAUCUGACACUUCUUAAGCAAAUUAUGACAUUUUCAGAUAGUAAGUUGCUGUUGAAAAAUUACAAUCUGGGUGAAAACGCUUAUAAGAAUUAAAAAAAAAAAAAAGAAACGAAAAAAAAGAAGAAGAAUUGUUAGGAAAUAUUUGACUCGGCUACUUUAGCUAUAAAUUUGUGUAUAUAUAAUUUAAAUUGUAAAUGAAAUCAAAAGAGAAUUUUAGGAAUGUAGUCAUCUUAGUAAAGUACAGAAAAUUUUUGUAUAGUGUAAAUUUUCAACUCGCAACGUACUGAGUAUUUACAUCCACUGUUAUUAUUAACUUUAACACAUGUGUAGAUUAUUUAUGAGUACAUAUCUGACACACUCGAAGAUCUCCAUCUUGUAUUUUGCAUUAUUAUUAGUGUAAUUUAUGAGUAUUAAGUACAACGAGAAAAUUACGAAUUUGAAACUCUUUCCUACCAAGGUUUUAACGAUUGACAGUUGAGAACAAAAUUCAAGUCAUUACCAAUACUCAAAAUUUUAUUAUAUAAAGAAUAGAAACUCGUAUUGUAUAAAUCCUAACAUAGUAAUUUAGAAUUUUAAGAGAAACCCAGUGUUCAAAAAGUUGAAAGGAGUCUUAAAUAGUACAAUAGAGCAGUCAUAAUAGAAGUUUUUUGCUGCAGUACAGUAUUGACUUACGAUAAUCAUCAGGGUGGCCACUAUUUCUCAAAUUUUCGUCUCCCGGAAAAUAUUCGUAAUUUCUCCCAGUUUAGAAAAAAAUAUACUCUAAAUUA